Messenger RNA from Nasonia vitripennis (jewel wasp), 6017 nucleotides. RefSeq lists its product as uncharacterized. Lineage: Eukaryota; Metazoa; Arthropoda; Insecta; Hymenoptera; Pteromalidae. The transcript is spliced from 2 exons. The record is from RefSeq and is a predicted model, not a curated record. Bases 2053 to 2937 code for a protein of 294 amino acids.
AAAAGAUCAUACGCAAUACGAAUACAAAUACGCAAACAUUCUCAUCGCGAGAGUGUGACGACGCAACGGAAAAUCGAGCCAAACAAAGUUGAGUGCGCUGACCACUCACCUAAACAGAACUGUUAAGUACCAAAUUUCAGAUCUGGUAUAUUAAUCAUCCUCACUUAUGGGUUAACAUUAAUAAUAAUAAAACGAGAAUUAAAAAAUAACAGCAGAAAAAAGUAAAUAAUGGUUCGUUAAUUUAAUAAAGCUGCUCCCCUUCAUGCUCUUCACAUUAUACAUUUGAAUUCGCGGCAGUUUGUUUAUUUAUUUAUUCAUCAGAAAAUUUACAAGGUAUGUACAUCAUACCUCAAAUCCUGCAGAGGUAAAUGAAGUUACCUGUUAGCAGGCCUACUGGUUAUACAACAAAAAAGUAUAACAUAAAACUUUGCUGUAACUGAUGCAUAAGUUGCACUCGAGCACGAUUGUAGUACGGCAGUGUACGCUGCCCGCGUAAAGUACGCGGGCAGAUUCGGUAGUGGUGAGCAAUAGUCAGUCCCGCUCUGGGUAUGCUCCGAUGCGCACGCUUCACAAAUUAACCGAGGCCUUACUGUACAUACCAUUAAAUAAAGGAGUCUGCUAAGAAUAAGAUUGUGAGGUGUUUAAUCAAUAUCAUCCCACGAUUUGCACAUCUCUGCGUCAGAACCUUAAAAAGGACAUAUCAAUGGCGACGAGGAUAAAAAGUGUCGUAUAACGCCAAGAAAAACGUGGUCGCAGCAUAACUGAAAUUAAGUGUACGGUGUGGCACAAAUGCCUGGUGUAAAUUCCCUGGUAGAAAUCGAUAUAAGUUUAAAGCUACAACAUACCACGUAUUACUAGAGAUGGGCGAAAAAUAGGUCCAUUUUUCGACCAGCGAUGAAACGCUUUUUCAGACAUUUUUUACGCAUUUAUUGGAGUAAGAAUAGAGUCAUACCGUAUUACAAGGAAUUUUCAAGCUUGUAAAAAUAGAUUUCAUUGUCUAAAGUAAAGCACAGGUGAUAGCUACGAAAAGCUAGUUGAUGGCUACGAAAGUACUACGCAAAAUAAGUCGAGUCAAAAAAGUGAAAAAAUAAGAAAAUCACGAUUAUCUUCGUAUGUCGUGCUUGUAUAACUCUAAUUGACUGUUAAUUGUGUAAACCGUUUGGAAAUCGAUUAAAAUCCGUAAGCCUCUUUGAAAUUAGUGUACGACACAAGGAAUAAUACCAAUACGAAAGAUUUGAGGUUAUGUUCAUUCCAACAAAUGCUCAAGAAAUGGGAGAAAAAGCGUUUCAUCACAAGCUAUGACUAGGCUAUUUCUCAUAGCCAUUUCAUAGUUUACAGCCCAUUUUAAAUGCUCGAAUUUCUACCAGAGUUGGACGUUUAUUAAAAGCGAAAUAUUGUUAAAUCACACUUCGUGGAUCCAAACGCUCAGUAAAGAGAACUUGAUAGAGGUUUGCAUACAUUACGGUUUAAGUGCAGACGAAUCGCACACCGUGGAUAGUUUACGCAAAACUUUGAAUAAAUGUGUUAAAACAGUAAUACAAGAAAAUACGAAAACGGAAAACAAAUCGCCAACGAAAAGUAACGGUACAAAUAGCGAAACGGAAACUAAAAGUAGCAGUUCUAAGGAAACAUCAAAUAUGUCGCUGCUAGGCCACGUGGAGCCGUACAAAAAGAAGGCAAAUCUAAACAGUUUUUUGGAUCAGCUCGAGGCAUACGCUCAGCUGAAUAACGUUGACAAUACAAAAAAGCCGAAGCUGCUGCUGACAUUUUUGUCAACGAAAGUCUACGACGAAUUGGAAACCGACUGCGAGCCUGCGCAGGUGACUACACUCGAGUGGAAUGAAAUAAAAGAAAAAUUAAAGAAACUUUACGAUCCAGACAAAGGCGAGUAUUCAGCGCGUGUUAUUUUCCGGGACCGAAAACAAAAGCAAAAUGAGAGCAUUCAAGAGUACACAUUGGCGCUAAGAAGAUUGUCGAUAAAGUGUAAAUUUUCGUCGACCGAAUUAAAAAUCUAAUGAAGGAUCAAUUGAUUUCGGGAGUAAAAGCAAACUAAUGAAAUACGAGUUGCUGAAAGAAGCUGAAGGAAAAAAUCUAGAAGAAAUUCUGGAAAUUGCUAAAACCGUUGAAAUCGCGAAUGGCAAGGCGUCGGACGUCGAGAACAGACAAGAAACAAUAAACACGGCCGAGGACAAGGAAACAGGCAUGCAUCACGUGAAUACAUCGCGUAACGGCCAAUAUCCGAAACAACAGUACUUUGAUGGCAGAAGAAACGGAAAUUUCCAGCAGAGACGACCGAAUUUCAAAAACGGCAACUUCUCACGGGGGCAGCAACAACAGGGAAGUAACGCGCAAGCGAACGUAAAUAAUUUUUGUAAAUGCUGCGGUAAAGGCAACCACUUGAUUUUUCAAUGCUCACUCAGAUUCAAGUACUGCAGUGAAUGCGGCAUACAAGGUCACGUAUUUCGUAUGUGUCCUAGUAGAAAUAAUGAUUUUAGACCAAGCCAAAGAGUAAAUACACUAGAAACUGAGCAAAUUGAAAAUUCAAGUUCUGGUGAUACAAGCGACAAUAACAAUAAUAAUACUAAUAGUAGCUUUAAUGACGAUGUAGAAGUUCAGGCGCGUUAUAAUCACGAUGACUAUCAUUUUGUACACGAAAUUAAAAUUGAGAAUGAAAUUGUUGAACCGGCUAGAGUAAACAAAGUUAUCGAACCACAGUUUGAAAUAAUUAAAGUGAACAAUAUACCAUUAAAAAUGGAGAUUGACUCCGGUUCACCAAUUUCAGCUGUCUCGUUUGAUUGUUAUAAAAAAAAUUUUUCGAUGUUACCUAUUCUUCGAGCAUACAAUAAUCAACAAAUACCCGCAAAAGGUAAGAUUAUGGUCGAGAUUCAGCGUAAUAAUAAUAAUAAUGAUACCCGAUGGAUACCCGAUUUUAGGUAGAGAAUGGAUGUAUGCGCUAGGCAUGUGGCCGCUUAAAUUCGCAGAAAAUAUACCAAACAAAAACCAAAACAUCAAGUAUAUCUACGAUGUAAAUCGAUCGUACGUUGAGCAAUUACGAACGGAAUUCCCAGAGGUGUUCUCGGACGGUUUCGGGUUAUUUAAACACGGCUGUUUAUCAUUAAAAGUAAAAGCUAAUACAGUACCAAAAUUUUUCCACGUAAAGUCCCAUUCGCAAUACAGCCUAAACUCGAAGCAAAAAUUUAUCGAUUGGUAGAAAAUAAAAUAUUAGUACCGAUAGAAUAUAGCGAAUGGGGUACGCCUAUAGUACCGAUAAUAAAAGGCAACGGUGACAUUAGAAUCUGCGGUGAUUUUAAAGUCACAUUAAAUCCUUCUCUUGAAAUUGAUCAUUUUCCAUCUCCGCGACCGGAAGCGGUAGUUUACGAAUCACGUGGUGGUGAACAAUUUUCAAAAUUGGAUCUAGCGGAGGCGUAUCAACAAUUGCCAUUAGACGAAAAAUCGCAAACAUAUGUCGUGAUUAGUACACAUUUAGGAUUGUUUAAAUUUACACGGCUGUCAUACGGUGUUUCGACCGGACCUGGUUCCUUUCAAAUUAAAAUAACCGCGUUACUAAUGGGAAUUCCAAGCGUAGUUGUAUACAUCGACGACAUCAUAAUAACAGCGCCAAAUAAAACUGAACAUAUGAAACGAUUGCGCGAAGUAUUAAGCAGAUUAAAUGACGCUGGUUUAAAAUUAAAGUUUGAGAAAUGUAAGUUCUUACAAGACGAAGUCGUGUAUUUAGGUUUUAAGAUUGAUAAAUUUGGCAUUCAUCCAAUAAAAAGUAAAAUUGAAUGCGUACAAAAAGCUCCUCAACCGUCGUGUAUAUCUGAAUUACGUAGUUUUUUAGGGUCCGUGAAUUAUUACGCACGAUUUAUUCCAGAUAUCGGGACUAAAUUGAGGCCGUUGUACGAUUGUUUGGAAAAACAGCGUAGUUUUCUGUGGACUGCCGAUUGUGAAAAAGCGUUUAAAAAGAUAAAAACUCAUUUAAUUUCGGAAAAAUUUUUAGUACACUACGACCCAAAUAAACCGCUAAUACUGACAUGUGACGCGUCACCGCAAGGUGUAUCGGCGGUGCUGUCGCAUCGCAUUAAUAAAAACGAUUUUCCACAAAUACAUUACGCUAGUCGAACGUUGAACGUAAGCAAACGAAACUAUUCGCAAUUAGAUCGAGAAGGGUUAGCAAUUAUUUUUGGGGUUAAAACAUAUUUCGAGUACCUAUUCGGUCAAAAGUUUUUAUUACAAACCGACAACGCCGCACUUACACGCAUUUUCCACCCAGAAAAAUCUAUACCGACAAUUGCAGCCGCACGCAUACAAAGAUGGGCAGUAUUUUUGACAGCUUUCCGUUACGAAAUCAAGCACAUAAAAGGCACAGAAAACUACACUGACUGGUUAAGCAGAUUGCCUAUCAAAAACACACGCGAAACAACAAAAGCAAGAGAAUCAGCCGACGAUGUAUCAAAUGUAUACUUCAGUUAUGUAACAGAACACGAUUUAGCGUCAUUAGAUUGGAGAAACGUACAACGAGCGACGCAGGAAGACAGAAUACUAUGUAAAAUAAUGCGAUACUGUAUCGAUGGUUGGCCAGACAAAACGCCGGUAGAAAAAGAAUUAGCAAUUUAUUGAAACAAACGUGAGGCAAUAUCGGUUGAAAAUAAUUGUGUACUUUGGGGACAUAGAGUUGUUAUUCCAGAAAAAUUAAAAACACUAGUACUGCACGAGUUACACUUCAGCCAUUUCGGUAUCAGUAAGAUGAAAGCACUAGCCCGAUCUUUUGUCUGGUGGCCAACGAUUGAUCACGAUUUAGAGGGAUUAACACGUUCAUGUACAAAAUGCUUAGAAACAAAAAAGAAACCGGUGAAAAUCCCUUUGACGCCAUGGUCGUGGCCUACGAUGCCUUGGCAUAGGGUUCACGCUUGCAGGAAAAACUAUACUUUUUUUGAUGAUCGACAGUCAUUAUAAAUGGCCGGAAGCUUUUAUUAUGCCAAAUAUGUCGGAAAAGGCCACGAUCUCAGUAUUCAAAGAGGUUUUCACACGUUUUGGCUACCCCGCACAUUUAGUCACUGACAACUACUCAACAUUCGUCGGGGGAAGUUUUCAAAAUCUCAUGAAAAAGUCAGGCAUUCGUCACAGCACAAGUCCACCGUAUUGCCCAGCGACAAACGGGGCAGCGGAAAAUCUAGUGGACACGUUCAAGCGUAAGGUUACAAAUUAACCGAGGCCUUACUGUACAUGGUUACCUGUAUAAUAAAAAGUGGUUUAACAGUAGAAGACUAACUAACUAACUUUUAUUCGAUUAUAGGAGUACUCCACACAGUUCCACGAACCAAUCUCCAGCUAAGCUUAUGCUUGGACGUGAAUUACGUACUAGAUUUUCUUUAUUGCGGCCGAGAGAGGCCGAAAGUUUGAUGUAUAAUAAUCAAAACCGACAAGUCCAAAAUCAUAAAGGGUCGAGAAAUGUAAAAUUCAGUGUGGAUGACUGUGUUAUGGUCACGGACUACCGAUCGGGAAAAAUGAAAUGGACGAAAGCUAGAAUUAAGAAAAUUAUUGUGCCGGGGGUAACCUUUCUAGUUGAAGUUGACGGCGAAAACGUACGGAAACGGCACAGUAACCAAAUGAUUGAAAGUAGCGAGCGAGUGUUCGACGAGCACGAUAAUAUCAGUAAAAAGACAGUGAGUAGUCAGCAGCCAGAGCGACGCCGCUCUGAAAGAAUUAAAAAUAAUCAAAACAAAUAAAAUCUAAAUAAAAUAUAUUAAUUUAGGACCUAGUUUAAGUUUGCAUUAUGUAACGAAGCGAUAAUUUCUUAAGAUAAGUGGGGGAGAGUGUUGUAACUGACGUAUAAGUUGCACUCGAGCACGAUUGUAGUACGGCAGUGUACGCUGCCCGCGUAAAGUACGUGGGCAGAUUCGGCAGUGGUGAGCAAUAGUCAGUCCCGUUCUGGGUAUGCUCCGAUGCGCACGCUUCACAAAUUAACCGAGGCCUUACUGUACAUGGCAUUAAAUAAAGGAGUCUGCUAAGAAUAA